Messenger RNA from Tupaia belangeri chinensis (Chinese tree shrew), 1444 nucleotides. RefSeq names its product mitochondrial ribosomal protein S30 (gene MRPS30). Gene Ontology annotation, molecular function: structural constituent of ribosome. Gene Ontology annotation, cellular component: mitochondrion; ribosome; mitochondrial large ribosomal subunit. The record is from RefSeq and is a predicted model, not a curated record. Lineage: Eukaryota; Metazoa; Chordata; Mammalia; Scandentia; Tupaiidae. Gene Ontology annotation, biological process: translation.
CCCGCCGAUUGUGGCCUCCCUGACUGCCAACAGCAAGGCUGCCCGGCAGCGGCGGGUGGAGCGCUGGCAGGCCAUAGUGCACGCGGCUGAAUCGGUGGACGAGAAGCUGCGAAUCCUCACCAAGGUGCAAUUCAAGAAGUACGUGGUUUACCCGCAGACCUUCGCCCUGAACGCCGACCGCUGGUACCAGGGCUUCACCAAGACCGUGUUCCUGUCGGGUCUGCCGCCGCCGCCUGCGGAGCCCGCGCCCGCGCCCACGCUGGACUUGGCGGCACUGCGCGCCGCCACGUGCGACUGCCUCCUGCAGGAACACUUCUACCUGCGGCGCAAGCGGCGCGCGCCCCUGUACCAGGAGAACGAGGCGAUCGCCUCACCCUUCCUGAAUCAGCUGGUGGCAUCCCUUAUGGGCCUGCUAAGUCCACACAACCCAGCCCUGGCUACCGCCACCCUUGAUUGUAAACGUCCAGUUCACUUUUACUGGUUGCGAGGUGAAGAAAUUAUUCCUGGAGGUCAUCGAAAAGGUCAUGUUGAUGCUCUGCGAUACCAAAUAAAUGAUAAGCCACACAACCAGAUUCGAAUAUCCAAGCAACUCUCAGAGUUUGUGCCAUUGGAUUAUUCUGUUCCUAUAGAGAUCCCUGUUAUGAAAUGUAAACCAGACAAACUUCCAUUAUUCAAACGGCAAUACGAAAACAACAUAUUUAUUGGCUCGAAAACAGCAGACCCAUGCUGUUAUGGUCACACCCAGUUUCAUCUGUUAUCUGACAAAUUAAAAAGAGAAAAGCUUUUGAAACAAAAUUGUGCUGACCAGAUAGAAGUUGUUUUUAGAGCUAAUGCUAUUGCCAGCCUUUUUGCUUGGACCGGAGCACAAGCUAUGUAUCAAGGGUUCUGGAGUGAAGCAGAUGUUACUCGACCCUUUGUCUCACAAGGCGUGAUCACAGAUGGAAAAUACUUUUCCUUUUUCUGCUACCAGUUAAAUACUUUGGCACUGACAGCACAAGCUGAUCAAAAUAACCCUCGUAAAAAUAUAUGUUGGGGAACACAAAGUAAACCUCUUUAUGAAACAAUAGAAGAUAACGAUGUGAAAGGUUUUAACGAUGAUGUUCUACUUCAGAUAGUUCACUUUCUACUGAAUAGACCGAAAGAAGACAAAUCACAGCUGUUGGAAAAUAAGGAAAUAAACAUUUGAUUUGAGACUUUGGGAAUAUUUAAGUUUCACUAAAGGAACAGUAAAAAGAAUUUUAAUGAUGACACUUGGCCACUGUCGGAUUUUUAAUGUACUGAUUUUUUUUUAAGACAAAUAUUUCUAAUGUUAACCUGUGAUUAGACUUCUUAUUCUGUUCAAAUUUGUCAUUGAAAGAUUUAACUUUAGAUAUAGCAUGCUAAUAUUAAAAUAAUUUUAUUGAUGCAUGAUUAACUGACAGGACUAAUUAAGCUAUCUUCAGUA